Messenger RNA from Ficedula albicollis (Collared flycatcher), 3524 nucleotides. RefSeq names its product KIAA1958 ortholog. Lineage: Eukaryota; Metazoa; Chordata; Aves; Passeriformes; Muscicapidae. Bases 1559 to 3451 code for a protein of 630 amino acids. The record is from RefSeq and is a predicted model, not a curated record. The transcript is spliced from 3 exons.
UCAUGACCCCACCAAAGAUGCUCAGUGGGUAGGGUGGAAAACCUUGGGAGGAGCCUUGUGCGGAACAUCAUAGGCAGUACUUGUUUUAUUUUAUUUCCAGUUUUGGUUUCCACAGAUCAACCCUUUCCUAGUGAAAGGGAGUGAGUGGGCAGGGAUGUGCAAACUGCAAAAUCAUUGAAACACAGCCUCCUCACCUCCCUUGGCACAGAUCAAACACAGAUACCUGCAGCUAACUGGUGACGGGUGACACUGAGGAGCACUGUAGGCAGGUAGUAAUUUCUGUGGAUUUUAGGGAAAGCAUUCCCCAGGGGCAGUUAGCCACCGUGUGGCUGUCUUCUGGAGCCUUGACACAGUUAAUUUUGCAUCUAAAAAUGCUUGUGUAGAAGAGGACAAGGAAUAAAAUGACAUGUAACAUUGUCACGAAUGCUGCAUUUCAUCUGGGAAAAAUGUAAUGGGCUUUUCUGCCUAUGAAAACAAAAGUGAAAUGAGAACAGGAACUCCAACACUUGCAGGUCAUGUUCACAAAGCACAGCAGAAAGCGGAUUAGGAUGAGCUCCAAACAGACCUGCAGAAAUGAGAAGUUCACAGACACUUUAGCCGUCUCAGGUCACUAGAGAUGACUUCUCUGUCAUUAGGUGUAUACAAAGAGAGACACGCAGACUUUUCUGUUAUCUUGUGCUGUAAAUUUCUAAAUAGUUUUCGUGAAAAUGGCAAAAGUUUUUCUUGAACUGAAUCACAAUUUAAAUGUUGGAAAACAGACAAUAUGAAAAAAACCCAAAAUGUUAAGUCUCAAAGUUAAAGAAAGGUGGCUUAAGCCACUUAUGGCUUAAGCCUUGCAGGUCCUUCAAGAGUCUCUUAGACCUUUGAGCAACCGAUCAGUAUCAGCAUGGAACAGUGAAAGGUGAGCUUGUUUGCUUAUUCCUUGUAUUGAAAACUCAAGUUUCGGGCCUUCCUUUUGAUACCUCUUAAAUUCAGUUGAAAAGGAGAUAUUUGAUUCAGUUGAGAAAUGUGCAUAAAUUAUGUAAAAUUUCAUAGUUCCUUCAGAUCCAGUAAACGUUGGUGCUUGAUUGCCACCCUGGUGUUCAAGAUUAAUUGUAUGUUUUAAGAUUUUGCUUAAUUUUCAUUUCCCAGGUAUGAACACACAAUCACCAUCAUUUGGGCUGCUUUUAUAUUUUGUCAAAGAUUUAAGAUUCUAAUCAUUUUGCCGCUGAUACUGAAUUAGCUUGUUUGAAAAGCAGUUUUUUCUUCAGUUGCAUAUUGCAGGGAUGUUCUGAGAAUGAGGAUAGCGGCUGCUUAAAACGAGGUGUAGUUUUGAGGCGUUUUGAAAGAGCACGAGAUAACAGUGGAAUGGGUUUAGCUGAGCGUACAAACGUUUCAUUUCCUCAUGCAAAUGUGGUCAUGCUUUGGGAGUGCUGAAGAGUGGGGUUUUGCUCUGUCUCUGUGCAGGUGAGAAAUAAAUAUGAGCUUGGCAACACACGACCAUCAGUGCCAGGACCCUGUGAUCUGAACCGCGUCUUCAGCUGACUUCCCAGUGGCCGGGCGCUGUUGAUCGUGCACCAUGGAGGACUGCCUUCACACCUCCUCUGAAAAUCUCUCCAAGCUGGUGAGCUGGGCCCACAGCCAUGGGACCAUCUGCAGCCUCAUCCCCAACCUCAAGCACCUGCUUUCCGAGGGGGCCCACGGCAACCUGACAGCCAUGUGGGGCUGCAGUGCUGGCCAUGCCUACCACUGGCCCCUGGCUGCCACUUGCCGGGCCGGCUCACAGGAGCGCGUCUGCUUCCAGGACAGCCGCAGCUUCAACUCGGACAGCCCCAGCAUGCUGGGGGUGCCAUCAGAGGCUCAGGCCAGCCCCCUGGAGCGCUACCCAGGCCGGCCGGGCAAAGCCAAGCUGGACUGCACCCGCACUCGUGACUCCUGCGACUUCUCCUACUGCAGCGAGCCGUCGGAGCUGGCACGACGCUCUUCCGAUCUCGAGCCGUCGGAGCUGGGCGAGCCUGUGGAGGAGUACGAGGACGAGGCCACCCUCUUCGACAUGGUCUGUGAGUCCUCCGUCACCGAUGAGGACAGCGACUUCGAGCCGCACCUGCACCGCGCUCCCGCCGGCCCCCCCCGGGGGGCAGGCGGCGGCCCUGCGGCUGCCCUGCAGGUGCCAGCCACCAGCUCCAACGCCAUCACCCCCGCUGGAAAACCCAUCAGCAUCCCCCUCUCAGCCCUGCAGCUGCCCGGUCAGGAGGAGCCACCGGCGGCUGCUGAGGAGACCCUCCCGUCCGUGCCACAGCUGGCCCCGGGUGGUGAGGUGGCCGGCUCGCCCUCGGUGAGCGCCGAGCCUGAGGUCAGCUCCAGCCAGCAGCAGCCCCACGCCGCACCCACCACCAUCCCCGAGGCAGCCGUGCCGCCGAUGCCAGACCAGGAUGAGAGAGCAGCAGAGCUCAGCAGGGAGCAGAAUGAGAAGACCAUUCGCAGCACGCAGACAGCUCUCCGAAAUUUCCGAGAAUUCCUCAUUUCCAAGUACCCCUCUGAGACCCGUGAGAUCUAUGUCAUCCCCUGCAAAGAGCUUGAUGCCUACCUUGCGUCCUUCUUUGUGGAUGCCAGACAAAAAGAUGGGUCUGAGUAUGAGCCAAACAGUCUGGCCAACUACCAGUGUGGACUGGAGCGGUAUCUCAAAGAGCACAGGUAUGGAUACAGUAUUACAAGGGAUAAGGAAUUCAAGAGGUCCCAGGAAGCUCUAAAGCAAAAGCAAAUAGAGCUGAGGUGUAAAGGCAAAGGAAACAAGCCGCACAAGUCCAUGAAACUUACCUUUGCUGAUGAGCUUAUCCUGCGCAAAAGAGGCUUAUUGAGCCGGUACAAUCCUGAAGGGCUUCUGAACCUUGUGUGGCUGAACAAUACUAAGGCGUUCGGACACUGCACGGGUUUCCAUGGGUCCACCCUCAAGUGGGGAGACAUCCGUCUGCGGGUGACAGAGACUGGGUUGGAGUACCUGGAGUGGAUGGGGCCGGACAGCGGGGAUGUGAGUACCAAGAGCAAGAGAGGCGGGACGGACUCGCGGGUGUACGCCACGCAGCACUCCCCGCAGACCUGCCCCGUGCAGGACUACAAGGAGUACGCCCAGCGGCGCCCUCCGGCCAUGCGCUACGAGGACGCGCCUUUCUACCUGUCCAUCAAACCCGUCGUCAACCUGGCUGCCCUUCACUGGUACAACUGCCAAGCCCUGGGGAAAAACAAGCUUGCCAAGAUGGUGAAGACCAUGUGUGAGAAAGGCAACAUCCCUGGGCGCAAGACCAACUUCAGCGUCUACCAGAGCUGCAGCACCCUCUCAGAAGCUCAGAGCAACCAGCUGGUGCUGAUCUGCAAUAACUUGAGCCAGCAGGCUGCCCAGUCCAUGGCAAGCCACUCCAAUACUGGCAACUUCAUAGUGUCAGCGUCCUAUGACUCUUCAUCUGACAUGGCUUGAAAGACCACUGAACACUUUUUUCUUUUUGUUUCAAGCAUUGAAUUUGUGCUCAAUAAUACACAUCAGCCGUGAU